CCCCGCCGCUGCCGUUUCCCCGGCGUGCGAGUCUGGUAGUUUCAGCUUCUCUUCGGGUCGGCCCUGCGGUAAUUGCGGUCGUUCAGGUCCCGAGAUCCUCAGCGUCACAGGCUCGGCGACAUGUCGAUGCUGGCUGAGCGUCGGCGGAAGCAGAAGUGGGCUGUGGACCCAAGAAACACUGCAUGGAGUAAUGAUGACUCCAAGUUUGGCCAGAGGAUGCUGGAGAAGAUGGGGUGGUCUAAAGGAAAGGGUUUAGGGGCUCAGGAGCAAGGAGCCACUGAUCAUAUCAAAGUUCAAGUCAAAAAUAACCACCUGGGACUAGGAGCUACUAUCAAUAACGAAGACAACUGGAUUGCUCAUCAAGAUGAUUUUAACCAGCUUCUGGCCCAGCUGAACACUUGCCAUGGGCAGGAAACAACAGACUCCCCAGACAACAGGGAAAAGAAGUCUUUCAGUCUUGAGGAGAAGUCCAAAGUCUCCAAAAACCGUGUUCACUAUAUGAAAUUCACAAAAGGGAAGGAUCUCUCAUCUCGGAGCCAAACAGAUCUUGACUGCAUUUUUGGAAAAAGACAGAAGAAGAAGACUCCUGAGGACCACCCCAGCCCGUCUGCCACGGAGGAGACGGACACCUCCCGCACGACCACCAGCGCCUUCACCAUCCGCGAGUACUUUGCCAGGCGCAUGGCGGAGCGGAACAGCAAGGCACAAGGCGUAGCUGCAGGGCCCAAGGCUUCAGAGACCCCAGUGGAAAGGAAAGGGAGGAAGAAGAGAAAGAAAGAGGCAAAAGAUAAAAAUGCGGACAACGACAUCCAACCUAAGGCCAAGAAGAAGAGAAACCAAGUGGAAUGUGAGCUGGGAGACCCUCGCUGGGACGAGAAUCCUGGGGCUUCAGCUGGGGCUGGAGAGGGUCGCGUGGGGCCACUCGAUGAGCAGGACUCCCCGCCAAAGCCCAAGAAAAGGAGAGAAAAGGAAAAGGGACCAGAGCAAGUUGAGGCAGCAGUGGGUAGUACGCUAGAUGAAACACCAGUGAAAAGGAAGAAAAAGAAGAAAGGUUCCAAGUAAGUUCUCUGGGGCAGUGCCUCCCAGCUCCUCUGUGUCGGGGCGCUGCCGGGACAGACUCCCGGCCGGGCGUCAGCUGGGUUCACCCGGGGGGCCACGCCACCUCCGACAUGCCUGGCCCCUGCCACGUCUCGCCCACACCAUGUUUUCCCAAAUCCUGUUCCCAGAACGUUUCAAUGUUCCAAGUCAUGGCUGUCACAGACAAAUAAAUUUCUCACUGGA
Messenger RNA from Dama dama (fallow deer), 1281 nucleotides. It is a transcript of the gene PINX1, whose product is annotated as PIN2 (TERF1) interacting telomerase inhibitor 1. Gene Ontology annotation, cellular component: nucleolus. Lineage: Eukaryota; Metazoa; Chordata; Mammalia; Artiodactyla; Cervidae. The record is from RefSeq and is a predicted model, not a curated record. Gene Ontology annotation, molecular function: nucleic acid binding; telomerase inhibitor activity. Gene Ontology annotation, biological process: regulation of ribosome biogenesis. The transcript is spliced from 7 exons. Bases 121 to 1062 code for a protein of 313 amino acids.